Messenger RNA from Grosmannia clavigera kw1407, 858 nucleotides. Its product is annotated as bax inhibitor family protein. NCBI's taxonomy places the organism in Eukaryota, Fungi, Ascomycota, Sordariomycetes, Ophiostomatales, Ophiostomataceae. Gene Ontology annotation, cellular component: membrane. The coding region runs from base 1 to 858 and encodes 285 amino acids. The transcript has 2 exons. The record is from RefSeq and is a predicted model, not a curated record.
AUGGCGAGCAAGGCUCAAUACACCCAGGCCGCAUCGGUCGACCCGGACGAGCAUCUCGAGUAUACGCAGCCGCCGCCUUCGUACCAGGCCGAGGCCAGCGCGAGCGCGAGCGCGGCGGCCGACGAUGACCAAGAGCGGCUGUUCAGCGGCGCGCCGCGCGACAGCGAGGACAACAUGCCCGACGACUUCAAAUUUGGCGGCUCCGUGGCCGAGGCGACAAUCGACAUCCGCAACCAGUUCGUGCGCAAGGUGUAUGCCAUCCUGACGGUGCAGCUGCUGGCAACCAUGGCCCUGAGUGCCGUGAGCUUCUUCAGCGACGGCUAUCGGACCUGGAUCCAGAGCCAUCCCGGCCUCGUCUUCGUCUCGCUGUUUGGUGCUAUGGGCUUCCUGGGCCUCACCUACUGGAAGCGCAAGUCGUAUCCCACCAACCUGUUGUUCCUCGCCGGCUUCACCUUUCUCGAAGCCUACAGCGUCUCCGUGAUCGUGUCGUUUUACAACGCCUCCAUAGUCCUCAACGCUGUCGUCCUGACGGCUGGCAUCUUUGUCUUCCUGACCCUCUUCGCCUGCCAGACCAAAUACGACUUCACCUCGUGGAUGCCGUACCUCUUCGGCGGCCUCUGGGGACUCAUCCUGUUCGGCUUCAUGGCCAUGUUCUUCCCGUACAACUCCACUGCCGAGCUCAUCUACGGCGGCCUGACCGCCCUCAUCUUCAGCGGCUACAUUCUCGUCGAUACCCAGCUUGUUUUGCGCAAGCACCACAUCGAGGAGGAGAUUGCGGCUGCUAUCAGCCUGUACCUCGACAUCAUCAAUUUGUUCCUCGCCAUUCUGCGCAUCCUCAACAGCCAGCAGAACAACUAA